AUCCAAAUUAUCGAUUUAACCGAUUCCCUCACAAGUCGCACACUCACUUCCACCCAAAAGCCGUGGGUGGAUGAAUGACCUGAAUCUGAACGAUGGCCUUCACAGCAAUAUCUUCUUCACUGCCGUCUUGUUCUUCUGUGCGUUCAGUUCCAUUACCGAAAUCAUCGUCUCUCUCGUGGGCAUCUUCAUUUCCGCAUGUUAGCAUAUCCAGAGGCUCUCCUUUCGCCUCUUUCAGUCCCGCGCAUGCCAAGGUUUUAUUUAUACAAUCAGCUUGGACAAGAAGGUCUCGAGGGGAGGCUGCAAAGCGACCAAACAAAAAAUCAUGGAAACAAAGGACAGAUAUGUAUAUGAGGCCAUUUUUACUAAAUGUUUUCUUUUCGAAGAAAUUUAUCCAUGCAAAGGUAAUGCAUAGAGGAACUAGCAAAGUGAUAUCAGUGGCGACGACAAAUGCGAAGGAUCUUAGAAACAGUCUACCAUCUCUUACAGAUCACAAUGCAUGUAGGGUAAUAGGGAAGCUUAUUGCAGAGAGAUCAAAGGAAGCAGAUGUAUAUGCAAUUUCGUACGAGCCUAGGAAGGAUGAAAGAAUUGAAGGUAAACUUGGCAUUGUUAUCGAUACCAUUAAGGAGAACGGGAUCUUGUUUGUAACUUGAAUUUAAAUAAGGGAAGGAUAAUAAGACGAGAAACAACUUAUCUAGAGCCUCUUAGAGGCAGUAGAUGAUGGUAUUGUAAAAGCGGACAUCUUCCUGUUUAAUUUGUUUGAAAUAUCCGAAGCUGUUGCUCUUACUAAAA
Benincasa hispida (wax gourd) is the source of this 789-nucleotide messenger RNA. RefSeq lists its product as uncharacterized. Lineage: Eukaryota; Viridiplantae; Streptophyta; Magnoliopsida; Cucurbitales; Cucurbitaceae. The record is from RefSeq and is a predicted model, not a curated record. Gene Ontology annotation, molecular function: structural constituent of ribosome; 5S rRNA binding. Gene Ontology annotation, biological process: translation. Gene Ontology annotation, cellular component: ribosome.